This is a messenger RNA of Myxocyprinus asiaticus (Chinese sucker), 5078 nucleotides long. Its product is annotated as rho family-interacting cell polarization regulator 2-like. The record is from RefSeq and is a predicted model, not a curated record. Bases 172 to 3306 code for a protein of 1044 amino acids. The transcript has 23 exons. NCBI's taxonomy places the organism in Eukaryota, Metazoa, Chordata, Actinopteri, Cypriniformes, Catostomidae.
GUGUGGGCUCCCACACACCCUCACACGCUCGCAUUGGUGCAGUCAGUAGAAGAGCGGUCCAUUGCCUUUCGCUUCUCUACUCAGGCUCAAUCUGAAAAGCGGGGUUUACAGUUGCCCGGGGGAAAGAGAAUCCCAGCAUUAAUUUAAUUUUACAGUAUAGUUACUGCUCAGAUGCAAAGCAAGGGAAGAGAGGAAGGGAUGGCCUUUUCCGACAUCACAGAGGAUGACCUAAAUGAAUUGAUGCAUGAGGAGGCAGAAGACGUCUUUGAUUAUGGAGUGUCGUCCCGCUUCCCAGACAUCAUGGCUGCUGGCACUCACUCUCCUGGAGGGCCCAAUGGCAUCAUCAGGAGCCAGUCAUUCGCUGGAUUCAGCACGCUGCAGGAGCGACGCUCACGGUGUAACUCCUUCAUGGGGAACUCAGCAGUGCAGAAGAAGCCCAUCUCAAAGCCAAGGAAGUCCCAUCUGUCCGGGCACAAGUCCAGCAGCAGCUCACGAGAGCCGCAGCCCAAAAGAGUGGAAGAACUUUACGGAGCCCUCAAACAAGGCCUGGAUGAGUAUCUGGAGGUGCAUCAAACAGAGCUGGAUAAACUCACUUCCCUCAUGAAGGAUAUGAAGAGAAACUCCAGACUGGGUGUGCUGUAUGAUCUGGACAAGCAAAUUAAGACUAUAGAGAGAUACAUGCGACGACUGGAGUUCCACAUCAGUAAGGUUGAUGAGCUGUAUGAGGGGUUUUGUAUUCAAAGGCGGUUGCGUGAUGGGGCCAGUAAGAUGAAACAGGCCUUCACUGCUUCACCCUCCACUAAAGGCACACGUGAGAGCCUGGCUGAGGUCAACCGCAGAUAUAAAGAGUAUACAGAGAACAUGAGUACUUUUGAGGGCGAGCUGGAGAACCUGCUGGGAGAGUUUCAUAUCAAAAUGAAAGGAUUGGCUGGCUUUGCCAGGCUUUGUCCCGGUGAUCAGUAUGAGAUUUUUAUGAGAUAUGGCAGACAAAGAUGGAAACUGAAGGGGAAGAUCGAAGCAAACUCCAAACAGAGUUGGGAUGGAGAGGAGAUGAUCUUUAUGCCCCUCAUUACAGACCUCUUCAACAUCAAGGUGACAGAGUUGAAGGGGUUGGCCACUCAUAUCCUAGUGGGUAGUGUGAUCUGUGAAACCAAGGACCUGUUCACCGCUAUGCCUCAGGUGGUUGCUGUAGACGUCAAUGACCUGGGAACCAUUAAACUUAACCUGGAGGUCGUCUGGUUUCCAUUUGAUGUGGAGGAUCUGACCCUCUCCUCAGGAAAUGUGAGCAAAGCCACCGCCCUGCAGAGACGAGUGUCUGUGUACAGCCAAGGCACACCUGAGACACCCACUUUCCAGGACAACUCUUUCUUUUCCACUUUACCUGAUGACGUCUAUGAGAACGAAGGUUGCGGUGUUGCCGAGUGCAAACGCCUGUCUUUCACAUUCUCAGACACCUCCACCUCAAGCUCCGUCCCCAUCCAAUUAAACCCUGAGAUCACAGUCACGCCCCCUGAGACGGACCCGCCCUCUGAGCCGAGCCCCUCCUCUGAGGAAGAGGGGGGUGAGGAAGCAGAAGAGAGUUGCAGUGUGAGAGCAAGUGUGGCCAGUGCUAGUGAACCAGACCUGGAGUGGGAUCUGGUUGAGGGCCAGGGGUCCAGCACAGGCUCCGAGGCCCGCUCUCUGUGCUCUGAGAGUCAGCUUUCUGCAGUGGGACCAGAGGAUGUGGUGUUCCUGGAGCCCAGUGUGCCUGAUGAAGACUUGGAGCUGAAGCCCGUGGAGCUGGAUGGGGAAGAAGGCAGUCUGACGAAGCAGCUGGUGAGGAGGCUGACCUCGUCUGACAUGCUACCUGAGGCUGGAACUCUGAGCUGGGAGGGAGAGGGCAGCAGGGCAUUCCUGGAGAGCAGCCUGGAGGAGGCCAUUCAAUCCCUGCUACUGCAGCUGGAGAGCUUGGGCCAGCGCUGUGGAGAGCUACAAGACUUGGAGCAGGAGGUUAUGAGACUUGAAGACCUGCUCAAGUGUCGGGUGCCUGCACAUAGGAGUCGUUCAUCAAGUCUCAGUUUGACUGUGGAAAGCGCUCUUGAAAGCUUUGACUUCCUCAACACCUCCGACUUUGAUGACGAUGACACAGGAGAUGAUGCUGGCACCCUCUCACGAUCUGUCUUCUUUGACAUGGAGUCAGAGAGAAUCGGUAGGCCAGGCCAGCAUCCAGAAGCAAGAGGCCACCUGAGUGAAGCCCUGACAGAGGACACCGGUGUGGGGAACAGUGUGGCUGGCAGUCCCUUGCCUCUCACCACAGGAAAUGAGAACCUAGAUGUGGCUAUCGUUAUUCAUCUACAAUACUGCAAUCAUCUAAUUCAGUUGUUGGACUCAGGAGGAAGCCCAUCGCAGCAUAAGGUGUACCUGCACAAACUAGCAACGCAAACAGUCCUAUUGGAGGAGCUCAGUGAGAAAAACUUUGACAGAUCGGGCUGCUUUACCAUGGCAUCUGAUGUGCUGCCUGGAUUAGCAGAGCAGCCAGCGCUGAUGUCUCUGUGGUCUGACUGCAGUGGUGGCAUGUUCCAUACUACACUGGACCGUGUAUUUAAACAAAUGCAUCUCAGCUUUGCCUUACCACUGCAAGAGAUUCUCCCUCAUUCACCUGAUUCAGUGAUAAGGAUGGUGGUGAAUGAGAUGGUGGUCAGGAGAGAGCUGGCCUCAUCCCCGUGUCCAUCACCAUCCUCUCUGGCACAGGAUGUGCUCACCGUGUUUCAGUUUCAUAGCUACACCGUUGAACACAAUAUCACAGACAUGGAGCAACACCUGCUGGAUUUAGCCAAAGAGGUCAUGUUUUCAGAGGCCCUCAGCUGUGGCGAUACAGAGCUUGCUCUCAAGGAGCUACAGGACGUGUCCGUCACCUCUCUCCAGCCCCUCCCUCAAACCCUGGGGGCUGUUGCUGGACUGCUGACCUCUGAUGACCCUGACCUGAGCAAGGCUGCUACAGCCUUCCUGUCCUCUGCUGCCUCACACAAACCCUUCAGGUCAAAGGCUUUGAAUUGUUACACACAAGCCUUAUCAGAAGCAGGGUUACACACACCAAGAGCUGCAUGUGCUGCUCUGAGCUGCCUGCAGGCUGUGGAGAGCAUUGAUGCUGUUGUGUCACUGUGUGACUCAGCAGAUGAAGAACUCCACCAGGUUGCCAUAGAAACCCUCCUCACUUUUGGUGAAGAGGGGCGACUGGCAUAUGAGCAGUUGGACACAGUGCCGAGGGAGAUGGUGCGGCUGGGCACUCGCCGUGAGUUACUUUUCUGCCCAUGUGGAAAGAUUUGAGUGAACUGUUCCAAGCCCUGGUCAUACGGACUGCUGAAUGGCCAUUGUGGACAGUGGACCACCGAUUUAUAGAUUGCUCACUUGCCUUUCACUGGUCAGGAACAAAAAUGUCCAUAAAUGGAACUGUGAGGAGCAUACAGUGAGCUGCCACUUGUGACAGAGGAAGCAGGGUUGCUGGACGACACCCCGGCGAGUAUUGAAUCUAUUGCAUUAACAUGGUUCUAAUGCCUGGGCACAUGGGAUCUUACAACUAAGGGCUCGAGGACAGACUAGGCCCUUGCUGAGUAUCUGAAAAUGCACUUUUUUAUGCUAUAUUCAGUCAGAGAAAAGGUGAUGCAUUACUGUGAAUUUUGGUUUGUGCAUAAAUGAAGACUGGAAAUAUUGUGCUCUAUGAUCUAACUUGCUUCUGUACCUCUGUACUACUGAGUCAUGUGACUGUAACGAGUAAUAUCAUUUAUUUUAUUUAUUUUUUUCACUUCUCUUCGUUAUAAACGUAAGAUGCUGAUAUUUUCCCUUAUUUUGCUCUUUUAAAUAAUAAUAAGAGAACAGAUUGUAUUAAAGAUAUACUAAACAGGCUAAUUUCUUUUUGGUCUGUUCACAAUAUGAAUAAGUACGGUGCAUCAGAAUUUGGUAUUCUUGAGGGGCUGUUCCCCAUGAAAUGUUAAAACGGAUAGCAAUUUCUUUUUUUACAUAUAGAAAGAGGUUUUAUUUAUCAGUAUCAUGUUUUGAGUGUAUUUUCUGAGAUUUCUACAUGUGAGAGUUAUACAGUAUUUGUGUUCAAGGAGGAAACAUUUAAAAAAAAUAUUUUCAGUACGUGUAUGGUCUUGAGAAAUGAGAGAACGCUUUUUGCUAACAGAACAUUUGCCUUGCUCUGUGCCGUUUACACAGACAGUGUUGAUAUUAAAAGCUUGCAAAUAUGAAUUUCAGUAUAUAUGGCAGGAAUUAAAAUGCAAUUUUGUAGAUUGCCCCAUUGUAAGAAUUGUCAUUGUGACCUGUUUUCACAAUAAACAUUUUACUACCACUAAGAAUUUUACCAAAGUAGGGCUAAAAUCUGUUCAUUAAAAGAGCACAUUUUAGUGCAGCUACUGGAAGUAUAUGCCUCAAAAGCACAACUAAACUAUUAUGGUAAGAUUGUAUCUUAACAUGUCAAAUGUGUUAUCUGGCAUCUACUGCACAAAGUCCCAAAGCCAUAAUGAUACAAAGGCAAAUAUAUUUAACGCUGUUUUGACAUUUCUAUUUAUCAGAAUUAUCUAUAAAAGAAUUUCAAAAUAACAGUUUUUAUUUUUUUCUGUUUUCUGUAUUUAGUCACUAAAUAUUCACUCUAGCUAUGGCUAUAUUUUCCUCUUGCUUUGCAAAUUUGUCAAAUUACCAUCGUUACAGUGUUUGAACUCCUGGCAUUGGUGAUCACUCAAGUGAAUUUCUUUCUUUGCACAGAGGUAUCAAAUGAAAAGGUACAAUUAACAUGUAUUGCCUUUAUUCAUCUCAGAAAGAAGCUAUGUAAAUUGAAACUGGAUUUUAUUGUUGUCACAAACCUCAUUAGAAUUGUAAAUCCAUGUUUCUUUAUAGGAAAACUAUUACUAUGGUUUUGUGACUAUGCUGAUGGAUUGAACACACAGUUUGCUGUUGCAAUAGUUUUAGCUACUGCUAUUUUGGAUGAAUGCAGAUGCACAAUUUCACUUGAUGUCAUAAUGACUUUGAUAAUGUUUACUCACUGUUAACUGUAUUUCCUUUGUCUGCUGAAAGUGGCAAUAAAUUUUAUUUUUGCAUAAUUA